This is a messenger RNA of Serinus canaria (Common canary), 1874 nucleotides long. Its product is annotated as histone H2A.J. The transcript has a single exon. Lineage: Eukaryota; Metazoa; Chordata; Aves; Passeriformes; Fringillidae. The record is from RefSeq and is a predicted model, not a curated record. Gene Ontology annotation, molecular function: DNA binding; protein heterodimerization activity; structural constituent of chromatin. The coding region runs from base 75 to 464 and encodes 129 amino acids. Gene Ontology annotation, cellular component: nucleosome.
AGGCAGCGGCGGUUGCGUCAGGACGAUUGUCUCGGUUCGUUCCUUGCCCGCCUCUUUCCGACAACGCUUCCAGCAUGUCCGGCCGCGGCAAACAGGGAGGCAAGGUCCGCGCUAAGGCCAAGUCGCGUUCCUCCAGGGCUGGGCUGCAGUUCCCCGUGGGCCGUGUGCAUCGACUUCUCCGAAAAGGUAACUACGCGGAGCGCGUGGGCGCCGGAGCUCCCGUCUACAUGGCGGCCGUGCUGGAGUACCUGACGGCCGAGAUCCUGGAGCUGGCGGGCAACGCGGCCCGCGACAACAAGAAGACGCGCAUCAUCCCCCGCCACCUGCAGCUGGCCAUCCGCAACGACGAGGAGCUCAACAAGCUGCUGGGCAAGGUGACGAUCGCGCAGGGCGGCGUGCUGCCCAACAUCCAGGCCGUGCUGCUGCCCAAGAAGACGGAGAGCCAUAAAGCCAAGAGCAAGUAAAUUUGGCGAGCAAAGCCGCUCAGACUUUGCGCGACAUAACAUUUAAAACAAAAGGCUCUUUUCAGAGCCACCCACGUAGUCAGAAAAGAGUUGUGUUGCUUUCUUUACAAAGAUGCUCUGGUGCUGAGUCUUACAUAGUUCUAAAUUUAACUCGGACACGGACUUGUGUUUCGUUCUUUUAAGACUUUGUUUCUACUGAAGAGGGCUGAUACAUUUGCUUUCUACCCCGUGUUUCUAAGUAAAUGUUAAUAUUUUUGUAACUGUUUCAUUUGUUCGUUGUAACACUCAGUAAAGAGCUGGUACUUCGGGAUUCCGCUCGCCUUUCGUGGUUCCACCGCUUACUUGGGGUGUAGAGUCCAGGACGGUGGCGAAAGCACGGGUGGGAGUGGCAAAAGCUGAGCAGCAUGAAGAUAAAUAGGAGACCAUCCUAAACCCCAGAUGUAGCUACAUCGAACAAUGAAAAAAGGAUUUCUUCACUUCCUUUAAAGGCCUUUAUUCUUUACAAGAUGCUUAGCUCCCUAUGUGUUAAAUAUAUAUGUGGUUCCUAUAUAUAUACAUAUACUACAUAUAUGUUAAGUAUCUGUAAUUCCUAUAUGUAAAUAUGUCAUUCCUUAUGUGUUAAAUAUAUGUAAUAUACAAUGAGGAAUGCCUUAGCAAUAAUGGCAUUUGAUCUACAUCUCUGCUUAAUCAGACCUGCACUCUAAAGUAGCAGUGUAACACUUCCAUUCACAAGCAACUUGUACUUCUAGUUUAUUCCCGUUUUAGGAGGUAUUUUCAAACUUUCUACUCAUAAAUUCUCUCACUGUUCAUUGCUAAUCCUCUUGUUGCCUCACUUAACAGUGGGCAAUAUCGAGUUUUCUAUGUUGUUGGCACAAAUAUCACCCCAGAGCACAACCUUAAAUCUCUUCAUAUUCAUUAUUAUAAAUUAUGAGGAAAACUGUCAGGCUGAUUCCUCUUGCUAGGACAUUCCCAGAAGCCUCAUCUGAUGGUCUGUGGCACACUGCACUGAGGUGAUUGGUCUCAUCUUUGCUGCACCUCUGCCUUUCCAUCUUCUGGAGGGAGAGGAGGAGUGCUCUGGGCUUGGAGGAAGGCAAUUCCCCCACUGUGCCUCCUCGCUGUCCCCAAGCUGCAGCUGAGAGGUUUUUUUAGGCAGCAUUGUGCUAUGGCAAAGCAGGGCGUCAGGGAUCCUUUGUGGAGAGAAACAUAAAGAAAAGAGCUGCUGGAGCACCAGACUAAUCUGAUAUCCACAGAUGGUAUCUAUCUCUAAAGGUUUUGCUUUUAAGUGGACACUUUUAGGGUUGAAGUGGUUUUAUUAUGCUGUUUUAUUGAUCAUUUGCUACAGCUAAAUAUUGCCUGACCCUUACAUUUCUUUAAAAACUGCAAUCGUAAUUAAAAUUUCAUUUUAACAUA